GUUGCCUAGCGACCGCGUCGCCGAGCGGCGAACCCUGACGUCAUAUCCAGCAGCAUGGGGCGCAUGCGCGACCGUCUGAUACCGCGCGUGCGCAGCUUGCCCCGCCCUCUCUGCCGGAGCCGCGACCAUGGCGAAACGAACGAAGAAAGUCGGGAUUGUGGGCAAGUACGGCACUCGGUAUGGAGCGUCGCUCCGUAAAAUGGUGAAGAAGAUCGAGAUCAGUCAGCACGCCAAAUAUACCUGCUCCUUCUGUGGGAAGACUAAGAUGAAGAGGAGAGCUGUUGGCAUUUGGCAUUGUGGAUCGUGCAUGAAGACUGUGGCUGGAGGAGCCUGGGCCUACAACACCACCUCGGCUGUGACAGUGAAGUCUGCCAUCCGUCGUCUCCGGGAAUUAAAGGAUCAGUGAACAUCGACUGGGAAUAUCUCGUGUAUGUCAUCAAAGCUGUUAAUUAAAGUGUAACAAAACCAC
This is a messenger RNA of Amblyraja radiata (thorny skate), 469 nucleotides long. RefSeq names its product 60S ribosomal protein L37a. Gene Ontology annotation, molecular function: structural constituent of ribosome; large ribosomal subunit rRNA binding. The transcript is spliced from 4 exons. The coding region runs from base 128 to 406 and encodes 92 amino acids. Gene Ontology annotation, biological process: translation. Gene Ontology annotation, cellular component: ribosome; cytosolic large ribosomal subunit. NCBI's taxonomy places the organism in Eukaryota, Metazoa, Chordata, Chondrichthyes, Rajiformes, Rajidae. The record is from RefSeq and is a predicted model, not a curated record.